AUGCACAAGCUCGCUAUCUUACAGGCAUCUAUCGAAUACGUACGGUAUCUCGAAGAUUGUAUCUCGAAGCUCCAGGCUGAACGGGAAGAGCGCGAAGACCAUGAAAGCCCGGCAUCUCUACCAGAAGACAGACACACUCCCGAUUUUCGAAAUCUUCAGCACCACCAGCAUCACCAACCACUGGAAGAAGCGCACAGUGCAAUGCAGAUCGCCGAGCCCGAGCCCGAGCCUGAGCCCGAACCCGUCGACGUUGAGAUGACGGGAUCCACUGUUCCCUCACCGACAUAUAGCCAUGCCCCUAGUUCUCACCGCGCCUCGAUAUCGCCGGCCAUCCAGGCCCGGGACCCACUUGAUAGACGGGAGUCUUAUUCUUCGUCCAUUUCCGCAGACCGCCGCUUCAGCUACACAACUUCAGCGACGACAUCGCCGGCUUUUGGCCCUCAGACUGCAUUCGGAUAUGGUGCGCCGGGAACUCUGCCUUCCUUGAGCUCUGCACUCACUAGCCCGGCGCUUGGCCCACAAGGAGACGCCGACCACGAGGCUACGGCUGCUCUGAUGAUGCUAAACGCCGAUCGUCGGGGUUAUUUUGCACAGAGACAGCUUGCGGCAAGCCAAGGAGAAAGUACACCAAAGGGCCAGGCUGGUGCUGGCCGCGGAAUGUCAGUUCGUGAUCUUCUUAGCACAUGA
Parascedosporium putredinis is the source of this 687-nucleotide messenger RNA. The record is from the annotation of a GenBank genome assembly. Lineage: Eukaryota; Fungi; Ascomycota; Sordariomycetes; Microascales; Microascaceae.